AACCAAUUGAUUGAUGAGCUCCAUUGAUUGCUGCACAAGAGGGAGCACGCGACUACAAAAGGGAAGUUACUCCUAUAGGAGAAGCCAUGUCUACUAUUAGAUUCGGGAGUAGUGUCGGGCUGUCUGGAGUCAACUCUGAAGAUCCAGAGCACAGCUGGAAGGAAGAGUCCGGAAAUGAAGUCCUGGAUGAUGCCAGUGACCCCAACAGGCUUGUGCAGUGCCCAUAUGACAGAAAUCACCAGAUCAGGGCCUCUCGUUUCCCUUUUCAUGUUCUCAAGUGCAGGAAGAACCACCCCAAACUGGCCAAUGAAAUGAAGACUUGCCCCUUCAAUGCCAGGCACUUGAUUCCAAAACAUGAGUUUUCACAUCACGUAGCAAACUGUGAGGACAAGAGGUCCCUGACUGCUGAAGAUGGAAAUAUAGAGGUGCUUAAGAAGUUCCAGGUGCCUGUUAAUACCUGGACAGACCCUUCACCCAAUGAGGACUGGGAAACAGAGGCUGAUGAUGAUGCUGCCAUCUUUGUUUGGGGUGAAACCAACAAUCAGCUUGCCCAAAACAAGCCAGAGCCAUCUACCACUAUCAGUUUAUCGGAUGGAUUGCGGGCACCUCGAACUCUUCCAUGGAAACUCUAAGCACUCUUAACAAGGAUGCAUCACCACUGGACAAACACCACAGGACAAUCUCUUACUUUUUAUUUUUAAAUAUUAUAACCGGUUUAAAAUGUACCCUUCUAGCCAUGUGACCCUAGCCUAACCUGUUUAAAAUGUACCCCUCUAGCCCUGUGACCCCCCCCCCCCCUUGCCUAAAGUUUGUUUUAAAUUUUUCAGUGCCUUAACCUUUUGAAUGUAUUACUAUUUUGCUUGUCUUUUCUUAAGCUUCUUUAAAUGCGUAACCUGUAAACAGAUCUGUUCCAUGUGCAGAGGGGCUCCUUAUUAAAUACAGGAAUUAUUUACUUCAUCUGUAUUAAGAACCAUCAGUAUUAUGCUUUCUGGACUGCUUGCUUAAACUAUUGCAAUUUGUGGAAAAAAUGACAUUUAAUC
Molecule: messenger RNA, 1040 nt
Organism: Xyrauchen texanus (razorback sucker)
Lineage: Eukaryota; Metazoa; Chordata; Actinopteri; Cypriniformes; Catostomidae
Gene: gtsf1
Exons: 8
Coding region: 87-632 (181 amino acids)
Source: RefSeq, a predicted model, not a curated record